Macadamia integrifolia is the source of this 3014-nucleotide messenger RNA. Its product is annotated as probable pre-mRNA-splicing factor ATP-dependent RNA helicase DEAH9. Bases 144 to 2234 code for a protein of 696 amino acids. The record is from RefSeq and is a predicted model, not a curated record. Lineage: Eukaryota; Viridiplantae; Streptophyta; Magnoliopsida; Proteales; Proteaceae. The transcript is spliced from 23 exons. Gene Ontology annotation, molecular function: ATP binding; RNA binding. Gene Ontology annotation, cellular component: intracellular anatomical structure.
CAGCCCACUGCUUCUCUGCUCAAACGUCCCGCCCUGCAAGAAUAAAAAGAUAUACGCACCCGGUAGAACUCAUUAGUCAUAAGUUCCCUCCAAAUUCAUUACAUACGGAUGUACCCGCAGAAAUCGUGAGGCUGCGAGGGGGGAUGACUCAGUUCUGGAAACCUGGUUCCGAGAGGCCUCGCCUCAUCGACGAUGAAGAAGGCGGAGUUCUGUUCUACGCUUCUGCUUCCUCCACCUCCUCCGGAUUUGGUUAUUCUAGCAUUGAGAAGCAGAGACAGAGGCUCCCAGUAUUUAAGUACCGUACUGCCAUUCUCUAUCUAGUUGAGACUUACGGCACCACCAUUAUUGUUGGCGAGACUGGUAGUGGUAAAACCACUCAGAUUCCUCAGUUCCUCAAAGAAGCAGGUUGGGCUGAGGGUGGAAGAAUGAUAGCUUGCACACAGCCAAGACGGUUGGCUGUUCAGGCUGUUGCUUCAAGGGUAGCUGAAGAGAUGGGUGUUAAGCUAGGAGAGGAAGUUGGGUACACUAUACGUUUUGAAGAUCUUACAGAUCAAAAUGUUACCAGGAUCAAGUUUCUCACAGAUGGAGUGCUGCUUAGGGAAAUGAUGGAUGACCCUCUUUUGACCAGAUAUAGUGUUAUAAUGGUAGAUGAGGCUCAUGAAAGGUCCAUUUCGACUGAUAUCUUAUUGGGUCUCCUGAAAAAGAUCCAACGACGCAGACCCGAGUUGCGUCUGAUAAUCGCCUCUGCUACAAUUGAGGCCAAAUCAAUGUCUGAUUUCUUCUGCAACAGCAAGCGACGAAAGGGGCAAGGAAGUAAUGAACAUGGACCAAGACCAGAGCCUGCUAUUCUAUCAGUUGAAGGUAGAGGGUAUAAUGUACAAGUUCAUUAUCUUGAAGAACCUGUUUCUGACUAUCUGCAAGCCGCUGUUUCAACUGUCUUGUUGAUUCACGAUCAGGAACCUAUGGGCGAUAUUCUGGUAUUCCUCACAGGUCAAGAUGAUAUUGAUGCUGCUGUUCAGUUGCUGACAGAGGAAGUUCACAAUCAAAGAAAACAGUCCUCAAGGUUGAUCAUCUUGCCUUUGUACUCUGGGCUUCCACGUGCAGAGCAGGACCUUGUGUUUUCUCCCACACCUAGAGGCCAGAGAAAGGUUAUAAUAUCAACUAAUAUUGCUGAGACAUCAUUGACGUUGGAGGGGAUUGUUUAUGUUGUGGAUUGUGGGUUUUCAAAACAACGCUUCUAUAAUCCGAUUUCAGAUAUUGAAAAUUUAUUAGUGGCACCAAUAUCGAAGGCAUCUGCCCGACAGAGGGCUGGUAGAGCUGGGAGAGUACGUCCUGGGAAAUGUUAUAGGCUGUAUACAGAAGAGUACUUUGUGAAGGAAAUGCCUGCUGAAGGAAUUCCAGAGAUGCAGAGAUCAAAUCUUGUUCCUUGUGUAAUUCAAUUAAAGGCCUUAGGCAUAGAUAAUAUUUUAGGCUUUGAUUGGCCAGCAAGUCCGUCUCCAGAAGCAAUGGUUAGAGCACUGGAAGUUCUAUAUGCACUCGGGAUCCUUGAUGAUGAUGCGAAGCUUACUUCACCCACUGGAUUUCAAGUUGCUGAGUUUCCAUUAGAUCCAAUGAUCUCAAAAAUGAUUUUAUCUGCAAACCAACUGGGAUGUUCAGAGGAAAUUAUCACCAUUGCAGCAAUUCUGUCUGUUCAGUCUAUCUGGGUUUCUAUUAGGGGAGCACAUAAGGAGUUGGAUGAAGCCAAACUGCGAUUUGCUGCUGCUGAGGGUGAUCUUGUGACAUACCUGAAUGUAUAUAAAGGGUUUCUUCAGGCUGGUAAAUCUUCUCAGUGGUGUCAUAAAAACUGUAUCAAUUAUCAAGCAAUGAAGAAGGUUAUUGAAAUUAGAGGGCAACUCCGCAGGGUAGCACAAAGGCUAGGCAUAGUAUUAAAAGCAUGUGAUAGGGACACAGAGGUACUGAGGAAGGCAGUUACUGCUGGAAUUUUUGCUAAUGCAUGUCGUUUGGAAACAUUCAGUCAGAGUGGGAUGUAUAAGACUAUUAGGACUUCUCAAGAAGUUUAUAUCCAUCCAUCAUCUGUGCUGUUCAGGGUAAAUCCGAAGUGGAUUGUCUACCAUUCUCUUGUCUCCACUGAUCGGCAUUAUUUGCGCAAUGUAACUGUUAUUGAUCCUUCAUGGUUAAUAGAGGCUGCUCCUCACUUUUAUCAGCACCAGAUGAUAAAUUCUGUUGCUCAGUGACUCCAUUGAAGGAGAGGGAAGCAAAGACCUUUGACGGAAGGAUUUGAAAUGGAUGACAGAUCAAUAACUUGAGCCUAACAGGGAACUGCAACUUGAUGAGUCAGAAAAUGAUGCAGUGGAAUAAUCCUUGCCGAAACAUGCUUCAGUCUUGGUGACAAUAUAAAUUAUACAGAGAGCUGUUGUUGGUUUAUUGAGAAAGAAAUAAUGCAAUUUGAGUAUAUGGACAAGCAAAUGUUAGAAUUUGUCAUUUUUUCCUUUUAAUCAUACUGUCUCAAAGCAGCCAAGGGUUUCAUUGUUUUGCGGCUUCUUCAUAUAUUGCAUAAAUCAAACAAAAAUUGCAUAGUCUUCCCAACAUUUUUGUUCUUUAGAGGAAAAUAAGCAGAAGAAUGUGUCUCGGAUACUCUCUGUUUGAAAUGACCUUGUGCCUUGUAUGAUGUUCUGUCCCGUGCCCUCAUUGGUGCCACCUGCUAACUUGCCAGCCGGUGGCAAGUUUGAUUUUCUAGAAGAAGUUAGGGACACCAGAUUAUCUAGUUGAGUGCAAUUUUUUAUUUCAUUAUUAACUUCUUUAAUGUCUUUUUUCGAUCUUUCACAGUCAAUAUGAUAAUGGGUGGUGAAAAUCCUUUUUCCAUCAGUAAUUGUAUAGUGGCUACUGAUAUGUUCUCAAGCCAUUGUAGAAAAAAUAUUGUAAUACUAGAUAUUUACAUACUUCGACGGCUAAUAUCUAUCGGACUUGUAUUCAAAUCUUACACAUCAAAGAUGUUAGUUGAUGGAUCACCAACA